Messenger RNA from Myxocyprinus asiaticus (Chinese sucker), 1991 nucleotides. RefSeq lists its product as uncharacterized. The transcript is spliced from 14 exons. Lineage: Eukaryota; Metazoa; Chordata; Actinopteri; Cypriniformes; Catostomidae. The record is from RefSeq and is a predicted model, not a curated record. Bases 216 to 1007 code for a protein of 263 amino acids.
CCACUCCCACAGCUGCACCACCUCUCUCCAGUCCCUAGUCCACCACCCUCUGUACAAGCGGCUGUGCUUCCUGUACCUCUUUGUCUGAGGGAAGUGCUAAAAUAAGCAUUGGAGUGGCUGGAUACAAGCACAUCUCUUCUCACCACUUUGUUGCUCUGCUCUGAAGCAACAGGCUUUCCUGGUUGAUUUUUUUGCCAUAAAAGAAGAACUGUGCCAUGGAUAAAAGGAUUGCAGCCUUCAUCUAUUCCUGUAUCCUCCUCCUGUGGACAGGUGCUCAUUCAAAUACUGAAGGCACUGGUACUUCGCCACCCUCCACUGGAACAAAUCAAAAUACUGCUAAACCUAGUUCUUCACCAGUUGAAGGUGCAGGUGCAAGUACCUUUAAUCCUAGUUCUGCAUCCCCUGAAGGUGCUCAUUCAAAUACUGAAGGCACUGGUACUUCGCCACCCUCCACUGGAACAAAUCAAAAUACUGCUAAACCUAGUUCUUCACCAGGUGCAAGUACCUUUAAACCUAGUUCUGCAUCUCCUGAAGACAAAACACCCACAAACAUGGUAUCAAGUCCAGCCACAUUCAGUCCAAAACCAGUUACUUCUGUAAGCAGUCAGACUGACUCCUCAACAACUCAAAAGUCAAACACUACUUCUCCCACCAAAAAUACAAGUCUGUCGACAAACACAUCUACCAGGAAUCCUGCCAUAGUGGAACAACCAACCAAAAUGGAUGCAUCAUCAACACAACCUCCUGGGCCCCGUGGAAACCUCAAUGAUCAGGAAAAUUCCAAAGAUAGUACAGAAAAAUAUCUAUGGAUUUUGUUGCCUGCUCUGUGUAUUCUACUGGCUGCACUGAUAUACUUGAAAUUCAAGUGCAAAAAAGUCCAGCAUCGGCCAGAAAUGACUGACAAUGGAACAGAGAAUGCAUCUUUUCAGAGGACAGAUAGUAACAAAGAUGGUGUUAUGCUGUUAGGAGUUAGUAAGACAGCAAGCGGAGAAGAGAAUGCAAGAUAAGUGGAAGAGAAUACAUCAGGAGAAUCUGAAAAGGCUUAACAUCCACACACACUGCUACUGCUCUGAAAAAUAAAGAACUAAUAAAGACAGAGGAAAUGAAGAGUGACCACUUGAUCAAGGUUUUUUUUUUUUUUUUUUUUUUUUUUAGAUCAGUUGGAAAUAAUUUAUUGGUUUUAAUACCAAAGAGUAUUUGUGUUUCAAGACAAGAAGUUAAAAAUGUCUUGAGUUGGAAUAAACUUGUUUAAAUAAGAUUUAAAGCACUAAUUCUCCACCGUUGUGUACACUAGCUCUGAUUUUCAGUGUAAAUAGUGUGGAAUUAAAAUGUAGUAAAAAUAGUAAUGUGAUUAUAUGACACCCAGUUGGAAAUUAAAGUGAAAUUGAUAAAUUGUUCCUAAAGAUUUGCUGUAGUUUGAAAUAAAAGUUGGUCAUUUUUUUGUGCAGACUGUUUUGCAAUUUUUUUUCUAGAUUUCACUUUCUUAUGGUUACUAAUGUAGUGUCAUGACAAUAGCUUUCUUUAAUUUGUUUCAAUUGCCAUUUUUAUAUCAUUUUAAACUACCCAAUUUGUUUUAAGCUCGCAGAUGUAUUUUUUCUUUUCCUUUUUAAAAAAAAUAUAUAUAUAACUUUUUUGUAGUAUAAAUUGAUUGUGUACUGUGUUUGAUGCUGUUAAAUACAUGCUGUACCACCUAUUACACUGGAUAUAUUUUUUAACAGUUUUAUACAUUUAAGAGACUGAAUUAUUAAAAUAAUGAUACUGUUUUGUUUUUUUCAAUUUUUAUUUCAUGCACUGAUACCUCUAAUUAAGAUCUUGAAAAUCACUUUUAGAGAUUAAUCUUUGUAUUAUGCCUAUUUUUGUGUCUAUUUUUGUGUUCAAAUGGCAACCUGAACUUCCACUAAGUUCUCAAUGCACUGUGACUGCAAUAUAUAGUGUUCAUUAAAAUGAUUCUGAGAAAAUGAUGAACAGACCAUUUUCACUUUAUUUGUAGU